Molecule: messenger RNA, 1164 nt
Organism: Haemonchus placei
Lineage: Eukaryota; Metazoa; Nematoda; Chromadorea; Rhabditida; Trichostrongylidae
Source: the annotation of a GenBank genome assembly
AUGCGGUUUGCCAUACUCGUAGCUUUACUCGGGCUUGCUGCCGCCACCGUUCAUCAGCAUCCUUUGAUGUGGAGAAAAUCGAGAAAGAUUCAAAUGAUCGAACGAGGAGAGUAUGCCGCCUAUGUGGAGUACCGCAAUGCUCUCCGUGCAACGACGAAUCUAGCUAGUCUUGGACAAGCGGUAUCCGACUAUGGAGACUACGAAUACGUUGGUAACAUUACCAUUGGAACACCCAAUCAGGAGUUUGUCGUCGUGCUCGACACUGGAUCAGCUAACCUCUGGGUACCAGAUACCUCUUGCGACUCCUCCUGCAACAAAAAGCACAAGUUCGUUUCAACAUCAUCGAGCAGCUUCGUGAAAAGUACAAAGACAUGGACCAUCCAGUAUGGCUCUGGGGAUGCCAAAGGUGUGCUUGGCACUGACACUGUCAAGUUCGGCGGAUCCAGCGAACAACAGCUGGUCGUGCCCUCAACCACGUUUGGUCUAGCCACUCACAUUUCGGCUGAUUUCAAGAAUGACCCAACUGAUGGUAUCCUAGGACUCGCCUUCACAUCACUUGCAGUCGACAAUGUUGUACCCCCGCUUAUUAAUGCCAUCAAUCAGAAUCUGCUUGACCAGCCACUAUUCACCGUUUGGAUGGAACACCGUGGAAAGCUCGAAGGAGCGCCAGGAGGUGCCUUCACUUACGGAGCUAUCGACACAACCAAUUGCGGGCCAGUCAUCGCCUACCAGCCGCUCUCUUCUGCCACUUACUUUCAAUUCAAGAUGUCCGCCAUUGGGAUGGGAUCUUACAAAACGAACACAGUUUAUGAGGUGAUCUCAGACACUGGUACUUCUUUCAUCGGUGGACCUAAGGCAGUGACUGAUCAGCUUGCCAGUGCUGCUGGAGCCAAGUACAGCGCCAUAGAGGAAUCUUACACUAUCGCAUGCAAUGCCAAACCGUCUACUCUCGAUAUAACCAUCGGCAGUAAUGUAUACUCCAUUGACCCUGUCAAUUAUAUCGUCAGCGCUGGUACCAACAAAUGCCUUUUCGCGAUCUUCCCCUUCGAAUUCGGCGGAUUUGGUCCAUCAUGGAUUCUUGGCGACCCCUUCAUCCGUCAGUUCUGCAACAUCUACGACAUUGGACAAAAGCGGAUGGGAUUUGCACCUUCACUUCAGAAGUAG